AUGGCCACCUUCGACACAAAUGUGGACUUUAGUGAAAGCCGCGCCGUAGAACUCAAUGUCGUCGGGUGGGUUUUUACAGGCGUUGCAAUCGCGGCGGUAUUCCUGAAGGUCUUCAGUCGCAUGGAGAGUAAGCGGGCUGGGUGGGAUGACGUUCUCAUUUUCUUUUCCCUGGGCCUGAGCAUUAUUGCCACGGCUUUUGUCUCAUAUUCAGUCACUCUUGGCCUGGGGCGGCAUACGGCUGCGGUCAUUGCUGAGCAUGGCAUGGAACGGUACGUAAAAACAGCUUACUGGCAGAUCCUGGGAUUUCCUUUCAAUAUUGGGGCUUUCAGUUUCCCAAACAUCUCGAUUGCCAUCCUGAUCGUUCAUCUCCUCGACCCUAACCCCCUUCGCGCCCGCCUCCUCUACGCCAUGGUCAUUUUCCAAGUGAUCCUCGCCAUGAUAUCUGUUUUCAUCGUCUUCUUCCAGUGCAAUCCGACAGAAAUGCUGUGGGACCACUCCGUCAAGGGCUCAUGUUGGAGCCCGGAUGUGUUCGAUGACUUCUCGUACUUGGUUAGCGCAUAUACAACAGUGACGGACUUUGUGUUAGCCAUUGUACCAAUUAGAGCGCUUUGGAAGCUGCAAAUGCAGACUUCGACCAAAGUGGGUGUUUGUAUCAUGAUGGGGUUGACAUUGCUUUCAGCGAUUGUCACUAUCGUCAAGGCAACAUAUCUGCACUUGUUCACGGACCGCACCGAUCCUCUUUUCAACGUGGUGCCAUUGGUUGUCUGGGGCCUUAUCGAACAGAACGUUGUCAUUGUCGCCGCCUGUAUCCCAACACUUCGUCCGUUCUUUCGCAAAACGUUCAAACCCUCCAAGGGCUCUUCGGGCGGGGCCGACUCGCGUAGUCGCUCAGGUAGCGCCUUCAAGCUCGGUUUUAUCCCGUCAAGCUCACGUUCACGGACUCCCUUUACAUCAUCGGAUCUACCUCUGACUAAUUCCAAGGGUGAGGCAGAUGGUGACGUGGAGAGUAAUAGCAGCCGGCAAGGCAUAUGGCGGACAACAGAAGUUAGGGUAGAGUCAUGA
Molecule: messenger RNA, 1062 nt
Organism: Aspergillus pseudotamarii
Lineage: Eukaryota; Fungi; Ascomycota; Eurotiomycetes; Eurotiales; Aspergillaceae
Exons: 5
Coding region: 1-1062 (353 amino acids)
Source: RefSeq, a predicted model, not a curated record